Effrenium voratum is the source of this 1351-nucleotide messenger RNA. The record is from the annotation of a GenBank genome assembly. Lineage: Eukaryota; Dinophyceae; Suessiales; Symbiodiniaceae.
GCUCAAGUCAACAAACCAAAUCGUUCCACCGCGUGUUGCCCAGCUGUCAGGGCAGUUUCGCCUUGCAAUGGCUGAGGUUCUUUGUCAGGCCGCAUUCAAUCCGGGGAGCCUUGGGCAUCCGGAAGACUGCAAGCCUUGCAGGCAGCUCAACCUAGACGGCGGCUGCAAGUAUGGGAAGCUCUGCAACUUCUGUCACCUGGAGCAUCCGCGGGUGAAACAUCGCAGUCAAAGGGGAAGGCACAGCCUCCAAAAGAAAGAGUUUCAGCAGCAGAAGGACAAGCUGCCCAAGGAGCAAGUGAGGCUGGUCGACCGAAUAUAUGAUGAGAUGGAGAACUACUACCAGGCAAUGAAACAGAUCUUCAGCGCGGUUUCGCAAGGCCCCAACAGCCUAGACGCCUUGGAGGAGCAGGUGGCGCAUGAGAUCACCCAGAUCGGGUCUCUUGCUCAAGAGAUGCGGCCAGACAGUGCACGUAUUCCAGCACACGCGGGAGAGACGAAGACCGUCCAGACCCUGCAGGCCAAGUGCAAGUGGUUGAGUGGCACGGUGCACUUGUGCAUCCGCAAGUGGUGCGAGGCCGAAGAUGAGACGGUCUGGCUGCCACACAACGAGCGCCUGGUGAAUGAGUGCCUUGGGCGUCUCAAGGGGCUGACAGGAAGGCUGACGAGGCUGAAGGAAGAUCUGCAGGCGGUCGAGGAGAGGCUGGGGAGUUGUCUGGGCGCUAACCUCUGGCUGCGGCCGAUCCUUGGGCAGCUGAUCCGCAACAGGAGGCUGCGGGAGGGUAUCUCGCAGAAAGCGGAGACUGCAGAGCUGGUAAAGGAGCUGUAUGAGAACUUGGAGCGCUUGUUGCCAGUGGAGCGGACAGACUUUGAAACGGCGACUUGGGCUGCUUUGGAGCAGGCCAAUGAUCUGGUUGCUAAAAAGUUGGAGGAGCAGACUGCGAUGGUUGAUGAAAAGUUGAAGAAGUUGGAACAGACGGCGGACGAGUAUGAUGUAUUUUAGCCGAGGUCGGCCUUUUUGCUUGGUGCCAGGUGCUUUCAGAAUUUGAACAGCGCUUGCAUAAUUAGCAUGCAGCGAGCGGCACGGAAUGUGUUCGCCCUACAGCGCUGAGUCAGUGCUGAGGCGAUGUUUUCUUUGAAACACAGUAUUUACGUGGAGCUGUUGCCCGAGGGUCCACUAUGGUACAGUGUGACCCCUGGCCCACAUUGGGGCAGCCCAGUUUGGAUCUCAUGAUAUCAGCGCCCGAAGCAAUUCCACGGUUUUGGGCGCUGAAGGAUUUGUGCGAGUCGCACAAAGGCAUGGCAGUUUGUGCGAGAGCCACCGAGCGAUAGGGCGGGAAGCUGAUCUGUGUCA